UCUGAUUGGCUGUGAUUUGUGAUUGAUCAUGUCGCGUCUACAGCUGUUUCAGGUUGACUGUAGACAGACAAAUUGCUUUUCGUUGUAACCCUGUCGCGUCGCACCUGGUUAGGACAAGGAUUUAGAAUUAGAUGUCAGAAAAUACCGUUAGUUCAAUAUAAAAAAACAAUAAAAGUCAAUGGAAAGUCUUCACUGUAGAGAAACAAACGUCUGUGUCUUUGUCAAAUAGAAACAAAGAGAGCAAGAUGGAGAGAGGGAAUCAUAUUUCAUAUUCAAUUUCAAAUCCACGCCUUCUGCCACUAUAUACCAAUUUUAACUGAACGCAUAACAUUCAUAUGCGAGUUUAUGCACCUUGCAGGCAAAGUUUCAAGGGAACUGCCACCCACCAGAUCUCCGAGGAGUAACGACAGGAGUAGAAGAGAAGAAAGCACGUUCACGUUUGCCUCAUCUCUACACUACUUGAGUGGAAGAAGCUGGUGGACGUGAUGUUUAAUGCAGACAACUGCUCGCUAACCUGCACGGCCGGUUAGAAUGGUCCGGCUUUGUCGAGGAGACGGAGGAACAGCACAUGCGUUGCCCUGCGUGAGGAAGAAGAACCGAUUUCUAUUGCGCUUAUAGUUCAACGCAUCUGUACAACCGCACAUAUCGCUCCAGUCAUGUCUUUUGAAUUCCGAAUACUGAUGUUUGGAAUCGGGACAGCCCUGGUUAUAUUUGUGAUUAUAGCUGAUAUAUCGGAAGUGGAGGAAGAAAUCGCGAACAUUGAGGAUUCACAGAAGUUUCACUUAAAAAGCUUCGUCCUUCAGUCCAGCAGAAAUUCAGUCCUGAAUGCUGUUCCUACUUCACUAGUCGCCUAUAGAAAGAGCAAAGUCUCUGCUUCUCCAAUUCCACUGCCAGGCAUAAAGAGAAAAACCAGCAAUUCAUCCUCACCAGAAUGGACUUUCAACAGAACCUUGUCUAACCUCAUCAGGAAAAACAUUUUGAGGUUCCUGGAUGCUGAGAGGGACAUCUCAAUUCUUAAGAGCACCUUUAAACCCGGCGAUGUAAUUCAUUAUAUAUUUGACCGGCAGAGCACCACAAACAUCUCGGAGAACCUGUACAACCUUUUGCCGACUGUGUCUCCCAUGAAGAACCGGCAUUACAAACAAUGUGCCAUCGUAGGGAACUCUGGGAUACUGCUGAAUAGCAGCUGUGGCAGAGAGAUCGAUUCACAUGACUUUGUCAUCAGGUGUAACCUGGCUCCAGUGGAGGAGUAUGCGACUGAUGUGGGCCUGCGCACCAGUCUGGUGACUAUGAACCCUUCUGUGGUGCAGCGUGCUUUUCAGGACCUGAACAGUGAGGAGUGGGUACAGCGCUUCGUCCACAGGCUGCAGAGCCUCAGCGGGAGUGUGCUGUGGAUCCCUGCCUUCAUGGCUAAAGGAGGAGAGGAGCGAGUGGAGUGGGCCAUCCGCCUAAUUCUUCUGCAUACCGUGAACGUCCGCACCGCCUUCCCCUCCCUGCGUCUGCUCCAUGCUGUCAGAGGAUACUGGUUGACCAAUCAGGUCCAGAUCAAAAGACCCACCACGGGACUCCUGAUGUACACCAUGGCCACACGCUUUUGUGAUGAGAUCCACUUGUACGGCUUCUGGCCUUUCGCUCAUGAUCCUGACGGCAAACCGGUCAAGUACCACUACUACGACACGCUAACUUACCACUACACAUCCAGUGCCAGUCCACACACCAUGCCUUUGGAAUUUCGAACUUUAAGUGCUCUUCAUAGACAGGGGGCUCUGCGGCUGCACACGGGACCCUGUAAACUUCCAACAUGAGCAUUUGCAGCCUCGUUCCAAAUGGUUUCAUACACUGGACCGCAGACAUUGAUUACCUGAAUACUUCAGGUACAUUUCUGACCAAAUGUGGGAAUGCAAUAUGAACGGGGGAUAUUGUUUCUUUCUUUUAAAGUGUUCAACCUUAAGAAGGUUUUUAAUCUCUAAUAUUUUUUUUAAUAUAUAUUUAGAAGUCCCUUGCCAUUGUUUUAUCCCAUGUUUUUAAACAUGAAAAAUAACUUUUUUUUUCUUUUUUUUUCAAGAUUUUAUGCCAUAUUUGGCCACAAGGUGGAAGCAUAUGAGAGAAUAAAAUGAGAGGCUCUUUUUGUCUUUAGCCUUUAAGCUUUUUGGGACAAUUUGUGUGUAUAUAUAUAUAUAUA
Molecule: messenger RNA, 2182 nt
Organism: Carassius auratus (goldfish)
Lineage: Eukaryota; Metazoa; Chordata; Actinopteri; Cypriniformes; Cyprinidae
Product: alpha-2,8-sialyltransferase 8B-like
Exons: 6
Coding region: 657-1805 (382 amino acids)
Biological process (GO): oligosaccharide metabolic process; N-glycan processing
Molecular function (GO): alpha-N-acetylneuraminate alpha-2,8-sialyltransferase activity
Source: RefSeq, a predicted model, not a curated record